This is a messenger RNA of Corythoichthys intestinalis (scribbled pipefish), 5898 nucleotides long. RefSeq names its product coronin 6 (gene coro6). The record is from RefSeq and is a predicted model, not a curated record. Lineage: Eukaryota; Metazoa; Chordata; Actinopteri; Syngnathiformes; Syngnathidae. The transcript is spliced from 13 exons. The coding region runs from base 3395 to 4807 and encodes 470 amino acids. Gene Ontology annotation, biological process: cell migration; actin filament organization. Gene Ontology annotation, molecular function: actin filament binding.
ACCAGGCGGAGUCUGGCGGCCGCUCUGUUGGAGAACAGGACCGCUCGCUCUGAGGCGAAGCGUCGCGGACACAAACGCAGCGCCCGCGUGUAGCUUUGCUCCGCCGCCGACCAAUCUGCACAAACGCCACGUGGCGUCGGUCAACUUUUAUUUAUCCGCUGGCAUUUGGAAUUGCAAAAGCGGUUACACCCGAUGCUCUUGUAGCGGACGGACAAGCAUUUUCAACGGCUACUAUUUGUCAUGGGUGUAGAUAGAUGAACUAAAAUAUGCAUUUGGUUAAGAAUUAUUUCCUUGAAAUAAGUCAUCAUUUCCCCAUGCGUGCCGGUGAAUGUGCUCAAAGCAAUGUAGACUGCGGGUGAGCUCACCUCCAUUUUUAAAGUGCGAAUUGCCCUCCUCCUUCAAGGUGAGACUGUGCAGCCGUCGGCUCUGAAGUCAGCAAAAAAAAUGAAAAAAGGCGAGCGAGCGAGCGAGCGAGCGCGCGCGGGUGUAUUUCAACGUUGAUCGACGUUUACCUCCUCCUCCUCCUCUGUCAAUUUGUCCUCUUCCUCGACGUCGGAAUCAUCUUCAAGCGUGUGUUUGGCCUCCGUCUCCGGCCGCCUUCUGUCCUCGUCUCCACGCUCCAGAGACUCUUGGCAGUCAAAAAAGUCCUCUCUGUCCAAAGUGUCCUCCUCCUCGUCCCCCGGCCUGCUCAUGCUCCACAGGGGGGAAAAAAGAUGGUACGUCACUUGGGUGCAGUUGUCGGUGGCAGGGAGAACCGCGCGCGGCUCUAUCCUACAAUGCUAGCUCGCCUUCACGAACCGAGAAGAGGUUCAAAAUGGGAUGCGGAAUGACGUUGUUUACUCACGGAGUCUGUGGCUAUAGGUUGAAGAAUCUAAUGUAAACGCGCAGAUAGCAGCAGCACCCCCCCUCCUCCUCCCCCCCGUCGCGAUGUCAAAUCAUAGCAGGCGCUCCAAAGGUCUUCGUUAGGUGAAAUGGAGAAGAAAAACGGCUUUGUCACCUACCUUAAAGCAACGUUAGCCUUCGAUCGAUGUAGCCAUAGAGAUCGUGUAUUUCAAGCUAGAUGUCAGAUGGCCGCCGCUGUGACAGCAAAGCGGACAGCCAUUUCGGCUUACUGGUCACGUUCAAGUCAAACGGACUUUGAAAUGGCUAGCAAUUUUCUAAUGGCUCGGCUCGUCAUCAAUAUUAAACAUACAGCACAAUUCAAAAGUUGAACUCUCAUUUUAGAGGAGCAAAUCGCCCACCGUUACGUCAGUUGCUGUAAUGCGCGUCAAAGAAGUUUCACCGACGCAAGAUGGACGCUAGCUCUUUGCGCAGCAGACGCCAGCUUUCAACAUCUAGCUCCAUAUGAUGUCUGCGAUUUGAGCAAAGUACUUCCGCGUGGCCUUCCCUCUUGCCUCUUCUAUGUUUCUUGUAAUGACCACAGAAAUGGCAGUUUCUAGUGACCAAACGUCCUCUUUUGUCCGUCCACUUUUUCCAUCUGUCCGGCGGGCUUUUAUAAAUUCAUGAACAUUCUCUGCACAGAAUACUACUGUGCUGCCCGUGACGUGUUCCCAGAGAGCCUGGUUCUGCUUUGCUCGCUCGGUAAUAACUAGGGUUGGGAAUCUCUGGCAUGAAGCCGAUUCGAUAUGUAUCUAGAUACACAGGUUACGAUUCGAUUAAAAAACGAUACAUUUUUAAGGCCGAGCGAUUCGAUACGAUUCGAUAUAGUUUAAGAACGAUACGGUUCGAUACAGAGUGAAAACGAUACGAUAGUAAACAUUUGUUGUGUGUGUUCGUACAGUAUUUUAAAAAUAUAAAAAAGACCACAUUUUUUAAUAGCAAAAUUAACAAAAUUUCAUACCAAUGUUAUGUUUUAUUUUUUAUGAGAAAAAAAAUAAGGCUUACUAUAUGACCGUCAUUUUCUUGGAUGGGACUGAUAAUACAAUAAAACUCCAGUCACAGACAACAAUAAAGUGCAGUAACUCAAUUACUGUAUUUCCUGGUGUUUUUAACACAAGAGGUAAGUAAUUUAAGUACAAACUUUUAAUGUAAACAUCUAACAAACAAAAAAUAUUAAUUAUAUGCAGCAGCUCUUGAAAAAAAAAAUUAAACCUGCUAGUGUUAUCAUAAAUAAAUAAUAAAUGAUGCUUUUCGACUGGUAUAAUUGGGGGAAUAAAAACAUAGCAUUUUCGACAGGUCAAUAAUCAUUACUUUAACCUAAUACACAGCAAAGUCAUUCACUUAUGCCCGUGCUUCCUCAUUUUUUAUUGCUCAUCACUGUCCAUAUCUUUUUAAGCAGACUGCGUUUCGUGGAAACAAUAUGCCGCCCUUUCCAGCAUUGUAGUGGGUUAUUUUUCAGGGUUAAAAACUCACGAUUUCUGUACCACUCCACACUUCACACAAGCUCUGUCCCAUGCGAACAGAUCUGGCUGCCUUCAUCACCUCAAAGUCUGACUUUUGUUUUCCUGGGUGCGUUGAAAAUCAAUCACAGCACGUCGCUGCCGUCGGUGAUCACACUGUCCAUUGUUUUAGCAUGUUGCUUCGUUGCCACUACUAGUUUCGUUUUCGUUUUGGGCUGUGAAGAAAACGCUACACUGCGUACGUUACAGUGGUUUCGUUAGCUCUCGCGUUGUUAUGACACGCCCGUGACGAUCAGGUAAUGACGGCGACUAGUAGCGGUUCUGCCGAAAUGCAUGGGAAGUAACUUGUGGCAACCACGACUAAAGGCUCGAGCGUUUACGUCACAGCAACACGGGAUCAUGCGAGAUUUGCGACAACGCACGUCUGCAUCACGGGACAUUGCAACUUUACGGCAAAUACAAAUCAACUACGAGUGCCAAAGAUGGAAAAAAACGUGCCAGUUCGAUACAGAGACAAACUUGUUAUUAUGGCGAAGGACAGAUAUGUGAGCAAACUUAAGGAUGUGAACAAUGUUGAACCUUACGAGCAAGCCAAACAGCAAUGGAAUAAAGAUGUCGACAAGCUUCCACCACUACGCGAAAUGGACAUCAUGCUGUAUUUAGUGUAAGUUACUACACUCAUCAGCAAUUCCGAAACUACAAAUCGCUACAAAGCUACAAACAGUUUUGCUGCGGAUGGGUGAAGGACCUGCACAUUAUGACCGUAGCAAACGGCAACAUCAGCGUUCUUGCAAAGGACUCGUCCCAGUUCCCCGAAGCCAAAAAGCCGCUUCUAAAAUAGCCGGCGGGUGAGCCAGCCCGGCCCAGCCCACUCUGAUCUGGUCCGGUCUCGUCCGGCCCACCGCGGUCAUCGUCCAGCCCUCUUGCGUCUAUGCGUGGGGAGGACACACGCCACGGAGCGAGUGCAAGAAGAAGCACGGGCAGGGCAGCAUCUGAUCCGCUCCAGCGAGGGACCCGCUAAAACCUGAGUCUCCGCCCGGCCCGGCCCAGCAGCCAUGAGUCGCAGCAUCGUGCGGCAGAGCAAGUUCCGCCACGUCUUCGGCCAGAGCGUCAAGGCCGAACAGAGCUACGACGACAUUCGCGUCUCCAAAGUGACGUGGGACAGUUCCUUCUGCGCCGUCAACCCCAAGUUUCUGGCCGUCAUCGUGGAGUCGAGCGGGGGCGGCGCCUUUUUAGUCAUUCCCCUCGCCAAGGUGGGUCGCGUGGACAAGAACUACCCUCUGGUCAUCGGACAUUCCGGGCCCGUUCUCGAUAUCGACUGGUGUCCCCAUGACGACAACGUGUUGGCCAGCGGAUCGGAGGACUGCACCGCCAUGGUGUGGCAGAUACCCGAUCACUCGCUGGUCCGCCCCCUCACCGACCCGAUCGCGGUACUGGAGGGCCACUCCAAGCGGGUCGGCAUCGUCAGCUGGCACCCGACCGCGCGCAACAUACUGCUCACCGCAGCCAGCGACAACCUGAUCAUUGUGUGGAACGUGGCCACGGGGGAGCCCCUCAUUUCCAUGGACGACCACCCCGACCUCAUCUACAGCAUCAGCUGGAACAGGAACGGAAGCUUGUUCUGCACUACCUGCAAGGACCGGCGCCUGCGCGUCUGCGACCCCCGCAAGGCCGAAGUGGUGGCGGAACGUUUGGCUCCUCACGAGGGCAUCCGACCCAUGAGAGCCAUCUUCACCCGAGACGGGAAUAUUUUCACCACGGGAUUCACCAGGAUGAGCCAGAGGGAGCUGGGGCUCUGGGACCCGACCAAUUUUGAGGAGCCGAUUGCACUUUUGGAGUUGGACACCAGCAACGGCGUCUUGUUACCGUAUUACGAUCCGGACGCCAACAUGGUCUACUUGUGCGGCAAGGGCGACAGUAGCAUCCGUUACUUUGAGAUAACGGAGGAGCCACCCUACGUACACUACCUUAACACCUUUAGUAGCAAAGAGCCACAGCGGGGGAUGGGUUUCAUGCCCAAGAGAGGAGUGGACGUCAGCAAGUGCGAGAUUGCCAGGUUGUACAAGUUGCACGACAAGAAGUGUGAGCCCAUCGCAAUGACCGUGCCCAGAAAAUCGGAUCUUUUCCAAGACGACCUGUACCCGGACACGGCGGGCCCUGAGCCCGCCAUGGAGCCAGAGGAGUGGCUGGAGGGCCAAGAUCACGACCCCGUGCUGGUGUCCAUGAAGGGGGGCUACGUGCCGCCGAAGAGUCGCGAGCUCAAAGUGACCAGGAAAAACCCGCUGGACGCCAGGCCCGCCGCCACACGCCGCAGUAUGUCCACGUGCGAUGCCGCCAGCCUGCCGCCCGAGCUGCUGGAGAGGUUGCUGGAGGAGAUCCGGCACCUGAAGGCCACAGUGUUGUCUCAGGAGAAGCGAAUCUGCGACUUGGAAAACAGACUGUCCCAGUACGCCAACGGGACGGCCUGACGGGGCGGGACGAGCUCGCUCGCUCGCUCGCGCUCCCUCCCUUUUCGGAAAGGACCCUAUCUGACUUUUGUCCAACGCUGGCCAAAACUGCCGUGAGGAGCGCCGCGCCCUCCGCACCGUUGGUACGAUCGGAAACGUGCCAGACCUUUAAUCACAGAGACCAACUCUUUUAGCCCUUCUCUUCCAAACCGGGAGUAGGGCCGUGCGUUUGAGGGACACGCCGAGCUGGUAGCGUCAAUAGAAGGGGACAAAGGACCGCUCGCUCGGAAAAUUCAGCAGUACGUAAGUUUGAAUAUGUAACGCGGCUCUAAUUUACCGCCUCGCGUCGGUUCAUCUCACGGCCCUUCGUAACGACACGCAAAUAGACGCGAGAAACAAAAUGCCAUCAACAUGUAGCGACAUGAGAUUUUCUGUGAAAGAUUUGACUAGCGAUGAGAUAAUAAAGUGUGUUUUUUAGAUUUGCCUUCUUCAAUCGACUGAACAAUUUUCCCAACGCCAGUUUUAUUGUCAUUUUGGAACAAUGUUUAAAUGAAGUCAGCAUAUCAAAGCAAUCCCGCAAAUAUACAUAUAUGUACAGUAUUGGUCUGCAGUUCAAGUAUGCAGGGGUACGCAAAUGUGGCCAUAGUUCACACCGCUGCGUCUUCAAAUUUGGCAUAUGUGGAACAAACAGGCAUUCUAGAAUGGAUUGCAAAGUAGUUUACUUCAGCUAGCCUUGCCGCAGCGGUGGAUUUUGGCCACUAGGAAGAGGUACACGCAUACCGCGAGGCUAAUAAUGUGAGCUGGCGGCCAUUUCUCGAAUGGACUUCACCACGCGUUCAGGCUCCGCGUGACUCCGAGCGCCAGGGCGAUCGCGACGUAGCCGAGGCCCGACAGCGGCGGAAUAGAGGAGGGGCCCCCCGAGGUGGCGGUGAAGGCGUUGAAGGAGCACGUGUCCACGUUGCCCACGCGAUCCGCCACCAGGAGCUCCAAGUCGGGCGAGUCGCACGACGCGUUGUAUGUGGCCAGGAUGCCGUCGGGGGCCGGCGUGAGCAGCAGAGUUCCGUCGCCUCUCGUACGGUUGACCCGCUCCACGCCCGUCCCGUCGGGACCGU